This is a messenger RNA of Ostertagia ostertagi, 174 nucleotides long. Lineage: Eukaryota; Metazoa; Nematoda; Chromadorea; Rhabditida; Trichostrongylidae. The record is from the annotation of a GenBank genome assembly.
AUGUUGCUCUUCCUAGGACUGCUGCUGCUUUUCCUUCCAAAUGUCACAGCUCAAGGAAAAACACCACUGCCGAAAAGGUUCGAAUUCAUCUACAUGAAGCUCAUUCAAAAUGAAACCGGAGGAACUCUGGUAUGGGGUGAAAUGUUGGCGAUAGAGGCGUUGGACAUAUUGAUG